Geodia barretti is the source of this 4181-nucleotide messenger RNA. The record is from the annotation of a GenBank genome assembly. Lineage: Eukaryota; Metazoa; Porifera; Demospongiae; Tetractinellida; Geodiidae.
AAGGUCAUCGAUUCUCGAUCUCCCGAUCUCACUAAACGGACAAGUAGAGAUUGGGGGAGAAUCUACUACUUGGCUGCAGCCGCUGGUCAGCGAUCGACAGACUGUGAAGGAGCGAUGGCAGCGUGUUCGACCGUCCCUCCGUCUUCCCCGGGGGAGCGUAUGAACGCGGAGGAUCUCCGGAGGCUGCAGUUGGCCCACGAGGGCAUGCGGUUGCUGCUGAGCAGCGAGGUGAAGCGAGCGGAGCAACUCUUCCACAAAUCAAGGUACACUGGACCUGAGCUGAAUGCUGGUCACAGUUUCGUUCAAUUGGUGCGUUCGCUGAUGACAUUCGAAGAAGAUGCAAUGGAAGCUGCCUACAAAUCCCUGGAAUCCACGGGGAAAUUCUGCGACACUUCGCGAAAGUUUUCAGAACUGUUUUCCUCGAGUUCGAACUCUCAGCGUUUCUCACGUCACCAGCGGCUCUAUCGCAAGUCCAUCGUUGCCGACUGCCUGCUUUUCCAGGCAAUCAUCGUCUUCAUCCGACAGAACUUAACGAGCUACGUAAAGGGGGGCUACCUCAUCCGAAAGGCGUGGAAAAUGUACGAGAAGAUUUACAACGAGACCGAGCUGCUUUGUUCGCACCCGUCGCCGAUUUCGAGACCAGGAGUGUCCUCGCCAACCGAUAGACAUGUGGGGACUUCGGUCUACGACGAAAAGAAUGCCUAUCUGGCGGAAGAGGGUGAAGAGGAGGUGGUGGAAGAAGAGGAGGUUAAAAAGACAAUUGCCGAGCUCGGCGACACUUUCGCAAUGCAGUUAGGUUUGGGGGGAGGGGCUUCCGAGACGGCCGGUGAGGGAGAGAGGGAGGGGGGAGAGGGAGUGCAGAACGGCUCUGUGCAUUCGUCUUACUCUCCCCACUCUCAAUCUGACUCUGCCGUGUUAAAGGAAGGAACAGGGGCUACUGCUGGUGAUGUGAAUGGAGUGACACCACAUGAAGGUCUGGAGAGAGAGACUUCCGACCCGGCCGACAGAGGCGGAGGAGGGAAGGAGAUGGUGGAUGGAGUGAAGGAGAAGAGAGGGAAGAAGAGACCGUUGUCAGGGUACUAUCUCCCAGAAUCUAUCCCCGACUGUGACUUUGUCACUGACCUGGGUCACGAGGAUGACAGGUUGCGAGGGGCUGUCUACUUUGGCUAUGGGAUAAUGAACAUUGUUCUGUCGCUUAUCCCUCCAAAACUCAUGAAGUUGGCUAAUCUUUUUGGGUUCAGUGGAGAUCGACGUCUCGGGCUUGAGGCACUUGAGUUUGCCAGUCGCAGUCAGGACAUGAAGGCUCCUCUAGCCAGGAUAGCGUUGCUGUGGUACCACACCAUAGUGAGGCCGUUCUUUGCUCUGGAUGGAGAGAAGGAGGACGGAGGUGCCGACGAAGCCGACCGCCUGCUGAAGGAGGCGGAGUCUCUGUACCCAAACUCCGCCCUCUUUCUCUACUUCAAAGGAAAAGUCCUGUACCUCAGACGGCAGUUGGGUGAUGCCCUGGCAGUGUACACAUCAGCUGCUUCUCUUUCCAGAGACCAGAGGGAAAUAGAACACAUUUCUCUCUAUGAGAAAGGAUGGAUCCAUUUCCUCCAGUUGAAUUAUGCGGAAUCCCUCCCCUGCUACAUUAGACUCAAGAAUGAGACUCGGUGGUCUGCUUGUUUCUAUGCCUACCUCUGUGCCGCAAUGACGGGGGUGAUGGGUGAUCUGAAGGAGUCUAGGGAGCUCUUUCUUCAGUCCUCGCGGCUUGUCAAACGCAAGAACAACAACUUGGAAAAAUUCUGCUACAGACGAGCCCAGCUGUACAAGAAGGGAGUGACGUUUCACAUGCCACUGGAGGCCCGUCUUAUGAUCAUAGAGGUGUUCUACCUCUGGCGAGCUCUUCCCUUCACCUCUGAAGACGUCAAACUCCAGAUGAUGGAGAUGUUGGAUCUCGCUCUUCCUCCCGAUGCUCUACCUGUUAAGACCCUCAAGCCCCCCACGGCUGCCCCCCUCAAGAAAACCAACCCCUGGGGCCGACCCCCGCAGGCCACACCCACCGUGUGCUCGUUGGCUGCCGUCAUGGACGAAGAGUUGGCAAAGACUCUACAGAAAGACGAGGAACGACAAUCUAGGGUAGAUGGUCCUCGACCGCCUCCAUUCUCCAGUGCUGCAGCUGGUACCAAGACAGACACCACCAACGACCAUCUCCUGGCUAUGAUGCUACAACUAGAGUACGACAAGGAACACGACACCAUUCUCAGAGCGGAGGAGAGAGCUUACAACAAGGACAGCAAAGUUAAGGUAUCAUUUGAGAAGUUCCUAACCCUACCCUCGUCCUACCUGACUGAUGAUUAUGACGGAGAUGAAGAGAGUGAAGACGAAACGGAAGAAGUACAUGUUGCCCAGGCAGCACCUUCCAGGGGUCGUCGCAGGUCAAAGGGUGUUCCCGUGGGAACCCAGACAAAACACGAUGCCGACGUCUGUGGCAGGAAAAACGUCAGGAACAUGGAAAAAUUUCCGCCGGCUUUUCCGUCUGGUGAUAUUGGUGACAUAAGCCAUGAUUUCCGUCUUCCGAACAGUGUCUACAACACUCUCAAACAACACUCUUACAAAGAAGAGAAGCUGGCCCAGAGACUCCACGAGAAGAAAGAGCACUCCACGUCCGACCAGGUCAUGGACACCAAGACCCGUCUCAUGCUGUUCAAGAUGGUCGACAACCAGUCUAGACACGAUGUAAUUCCGUUUUUAUUCCAUAGUACAUGUACAUGUGUUGUCUACUGCAGUUUCGAGGAGCGUCCUCUACCAACGGAGUGUGCGGUGAAGGUCUUCAAGACCACACUGAACAAAUUCAAGAACAGAGAUCGCUACAUCAAGGACGACUAUCGUUUCAAGGCUCGCUUCGGGAAACAGAACCCUCGCAAGGACCAGCGGCCGGCCCCCAAGCUGAAGGAAGCCAGACUGAGUCACGAGGAGAUGACCAGCGCCUACCACCAGACCAUACAGGGGAUGCAGGGGAUGUACCAGAAGUGCCGCCUGGUCCACGCAGACCUCAGUGAGUACAACCUCCUCUGGCACAGAGAGAGGGUGUUCUUCAUCGACGUGGGCCAGUCGGUGGAGCCGUCUCACCCCAACGGACUCGAGUUCCUCCUGCGAGACUGCACCAACGUCUCGGGGUUCUUUGACAGGGGCGGGGUCAGGGACGUGAAGACUCCGCAGGAACUGUUCAACUUUGUGUCGGGACUCAAGAUCGCCGCUGGAAACGACUCGGAGUUUGUAGCCCAGAUCCGGACACACACCAAGAGAGCCCAGCUAAUGGAGACGGUGCACAUGAAGACAGAGCCGUACGCUUUCGACUACUUCUUUGAGCAGUCCCAGCAGAAGAGGAAGACGUCGAGAGCUGGAGAUGGAGAUGGAGAUGAUCGCGACUCAUCAUCAUCAACGGGAUCUAGUGACUCGGACUCUGAUUAACACACUGCUGCAUGUGCUCCAUGACUUGUGUGACUUGUACAGUGUACUAUGCAUCAUGCAGAUGAUAUUGUGUUGAUCAGAUAUUAUAGUAGAACCACUCUUUUGUAAUAGGGAGACACUCACAAUAAUAUUAUAUAAUAUGAAGUUAUAGGCUGAAAGUUAUUUAUUUUUGACACGAGACUAUAUAUUUGAUGGUGGUGAUCAGUGAAUCGUUACGUGCAGAGAACGCACUUCAUUCUGUGUUUCAGUCUCAGACAACUCUCAAUCCCAGCAUCAACUGCCAUCAUCAGGUCAUCAGGGAGCAUGCAGCCAGUCUGUCUGAUGGAAGUGACCUCGUCCAGUGAUGACAGGUAGACCACUGUCACGUGACCUUUGGCUCCGCCCACUCCGUCUCUCACUCUCUCUUCCUCGUCAAGACUUGGAUCAACCAGACAGCUGGAGCCAUAAUGAACCUGUGUCCAUUACAACACCCUUUCAGAGAUGAACAUGCAUGUGUUAAAGUGCCUCCGACUAAUACUGAUUUAAGACCAUCAUACACAAAGAAAGGUUUUGCAAGUAACAAAGGGGACCGUUAUACGAUAGCAGGCCGUUCAAUUCUUGUCUCUUGCAACAAUAAUCUCUCGUAUUUCUGGCUACCUCAAGUUGCCUUGUGUAUGAUUGCCUUCUAUCAACACAGACGCGAAACAGUUCUAGAGAUCAGUAGAAUGCAAGCCUUGAAACAGUUCUAG